Neogale vison (American mink) is the source of this 1119-nucleotide messenger RNA. RefSeq names its product hsc70-interacting protein-like. The record is from RefSeq and is a predicted model, not a curated record. Gene Ontology annotation, molecular function: protein dimerization activity; Hsp70 protein binding. NCBI's taxonomy places the organism in Eukaryota, Metazoa, Chordata, Mammalia, Carnivora, Mustelidae. The coding region runs from base 1 to 1110 and encodes 369 amino acids. The transcript has a single exon.
AUGGACCCCCACAAAGUGAGCGAACUUCGGGCUUUCAUGAAAGUGUGUAAGCAGGAUCCGAGCAUUCUGCACACCGAGGAAAUGUGUUUCCUGUGGGAGUGGGUGGAGAGCAUGGGGGGUAAAAUACCACCUGCCACUCAUAAAACUAAAUCAGAAGACGGUAUCAAGGAAGAAAAACCAGAUAGUAAGAAGGUGGAGGAAAACAUAAAGACAGAUGAACCAUCAAGUGAGGAGCGUGAUCUAGAAAUUGACCAUGAAGGUGUGAUUGAACCAGAUACUGAUGCGCCUCAAGAAAUGGGAGAUGAAAAUGUAGAGAUAACCAAGGAAAUGAUGGAUCAGGCAAAUGAUAAAAAAGUGGCUGCCACUGAUGCCCUAAAUAAUGGUGAACUACAGAAAGCCAUUGACUUGUUCACAGAUGCCAUCAAACUAAAUCCUCGCUUGGCCAUUCUGUAUGCCAAGAGAGCCAGUGUCUUCAUCAAAUUACAGAAGCCAAAUGCUGCCAUUCAAGACUGUGACAGAGCUACUGAAAUAAAUCCUGAUUCAGCUCAGCCUUGUAAGUGGCGCAGGAAAGCACAUAGACCUCUGGGCCAUUGGGAAGAAGCAGCACGUGAUCUUGCCCUUGCUCGUAAACUGGAUUAUGAUGGAGAUGCUAGUGCAAUGCUGAGAGAAGUUCAACCAAGGGUCCAGAAAAUUGCUGAACAUCGGAGAAAAUAUGAGCGAAAACGUGAAGAGCGAGAGAUCAAAGAAAGAAUAGAAAGGGUUAAGAAGGCUCAGGAAGCACAUGAGAGAGCCCAGAGGGAAGAAGAAGCCAGACAACAAUCAGGAGCUCAGUAUGGCUCUUUCCCAGGUGGUUUUCCUGGGGGAAUGCCUGGUAAUUUUCCUGGAGGAAUGCCUGGAAUGGCAGGGGGGAUGCCUGGAAUGGCAGGAAUGCCUGGGCUCAAUGAAAUUCUUAGUGAUUCGGAAGUUCUUGCAGCUAUGCAGGAUCCGGAAGUUAUGGUGGCCUCCCAGGAUGUGGCCCAGAACCCAGCGAAUAUGUCAAAAUAUCAGAGCAACCCAAAGGUUUUGAAUCUCAUCAGUAAAUUGUCAGCCAAAUUUGGAGGUCAAGCAUAAUGCCCUUCU